This is a messenger RNA of Protomyces lactucae-debilis, 381 nucleotides long. RefSeq names its product optic atrophy 3-like protein. The annotation marks the transcript as partial. Gene Ontology annotation, cellular component: mitochondrion. Gene Ontology annotation, biological process: regulation of lipid metabolic process. The transcript has 2 exons. Lineage: Eukaryota; Fungi; Ascomycota; Taphrinomycetes; Taphrinales; Protomycetaceae. The record is from RefSeq and is a predicted model, not a curated record.
ACCUUCAAGCUCGGGACGCUCGCCAUCCGCACGCUCGCAAAGCCCAUCUCUGUUGCUCUCAAAUCACAAGCUAAACAACAUGCCACAUUUCGAAAAGUGUGCAUCAAUCUCGCUCAAACCAUGCAUCGCUUUGACAUCAAUAUGAGAAUGAAUUUGCUUGGUGAAAAAGGACUACAGCAUGUUCGGCCGCUGAAUGAAGCCAAGGCUAUUGAUUCAGGUGCCAAUUUCAUCAGUGAGACCUUUCUAUUCAGUGUCGCAGGUGGCCUGAUUGUCUUUGAGUCUUGGCGAUCCCGAAAGAAGGAACAGAAUAGACGAGAAGGUGUUGCUGAUGCGAUUGAAACAUUACAAAAGGAAGUGGAAGACUUGCGGAGUGACUUGCAA